This is a messenger RNA of Symbiodinium sp. CCMP2456, 1578 nucleotides long. The record is from the annotation of a GenBank genome assembly. NCBI's taxonomy places the organism in Eukaryota, Dinophyceae, Suessiales, Symbiodiniaceae.
AUGGCUGCCUUCGGAUUUCUAUGCUUGUUGGCGUCGGUGUACCCGAUCGUCGCGAUCCGUGAAGCCGUGGAGAAGGAGAAUCUUGCGCUGCGAGGAGGCGACACGAUAUCAUUCAACAUCCAGGUAAAGGACGUUGGCAGUUGUAGCUUCUUUGGGACGGAUAAGCGCAAGGUGACACUGACAAUCAAGGACACGAGGUCGGAGGGGCAUCCUUCUUGGGACUUUGACUACUACUUGAUGAACAUGGACGAGGCAAAGGAAUUUUUCCACGUCGGUCAACUCCACGGUGUUGACCCGGAAGCAGAACUCAAGGCGACGGUGACGGUGAAACAACAGUACGUUGUGGAGGCACUGGGCUGGGCUUCUUGUGGCACCGCGACAAGAGACAUAACAUGGGGACAAAUCGGUCCGAUUCCUGCAGCCGUAGUGCCCGUCAGCAAGGACAAGCGUGCCGGGUUUUAUCAAUUGGUUAGUCUCCAGCUUACAAUGGAGGCUGCGAAGGAAACAGACGCUCCCAAGGAGCGCAUGAUCAUCACCGAUCCAGAUGCUGGCCAGGUCCGGGCGCGUGAACUUGCAGUGGACACGGAAGUCGAGUCCGUUGUGACCGAGAGCACGACAGCCACCACCACGACAGCUCUGGACCUGGCAAUGGAGAAGGAAGUCGAGUCGGUUCUGGCAACGUUCACAACUACGACCACAACACCCACAAUUCCACCUCCGGUCUCUGCUCCAGAAAAUGGCGCGGACCAAGCCGCAGGCCUCGAUCCGACGGAGGAGGAGCACGACGAUGAAGAGGAAGAGCAUGGGGAGGACACAACAGUGGCAAACGUUGUCGACGACGUGAAGGAGAAGGCCGCGGCGAAACAGGUCAAUUGCAAAAAGUGCAUCUUCCGCCUGGGAAUUGGCCUGGAGGGUCUGCGAGCUUCCCAACUGCAAGGUGUGAUUGAUGCGCUCUGUGAUGCGGAGGAUUGCAGCUCCGAGUGCAAGGGCCCCUACGGCGGCUUGGAUCUCACAUGCGAGAAGGAGGAGGCUGCAGUGAAGCUUAUGAAGCGGGCGCUCAUUACGAACAUCGUGCGGAUGGAGAUGGAGGAAAGGAAAAUCCGAGCCGCCACAAGUCCUCAGGAUCAGCAGAAGCUCGAGCUGGCGGAACGGGCAAGCGCGAGGGAGGGCAACGAUCUUCCGGUAAAUUCUCCUGCGGUCCUGGCGACGGAGGCUUGUGGUGGAGGUCCCGACGAAGUGGCGGCGUGGUCAAGGAACGAGCUGGUGAGAGCAGCCGGAGGCUCCAGCAAAAAGGGCAAGGAUAAGGUGGCCAAGAAGUACCUGGAGGGCACCUGCAAAGAGCGGUCGAAGAAGAUCCCAGUUCCUGGCUACAAGUGCUCGGCCGUGUACACUUCGCUGAUGGGAGUGAAGAACAAGGAGAAGCACGGCAACUGCGACUUCACCAAAUACCUGAAGCACAUGGCGAAGAACAAUUUCAUUGAAGGCUGCCCCGAGGGACUUUGGCGCAUCUGCGAGGAUGGGGAGAGGUGCAUUGGGACCCGGUCCACCUACGCCUUGUGUGUUGCCACGGAGGUCUAA